This is a messenger RNA of Guillardia theta CCMP2712, 519 nucleotides long. RefSeq lists its product as hypothetical. The transcript has 7 exons. Lineage: Eukaryota; Cryptophyceae; Pyrenomonadales; Geminigeraceae. Gene Ontology annotation, molecular function: beta-catenin binding. The coding region runs from base 1 to 519 and encodes 172 amino acids. The record is from RefSeq and is a predicted model, not a curated record.
AUGUCGGGAUAUGGCAAAGAGGAGACAGCGAAGCUUCGCAGCAACGUGGAGGAUCAGCUUGCACGCCUGCUGCAGCAGCUUCAAGACUGCGAGGACCUGAAAGAUGAUCUCGACGAGGACGAGUACGAAUCGACAAAGCAGGACACUCUGAACCAGCUGAGAGAAUUCGAGCAGUCGCUGCAGAAGAUGAUCGCGGGGGACAUCACUCUAGUCAACGACCUUGGGGGAAUGAGAUUGGCGAUUCAAGGGGCAGUCAGUCAGGCGUUUCGCACUCCCGAGGUCAUCAAAAUGUUUGCCAACAAGCAGCCAGCACAGCUUCGUCUGCGCCUGGAGCAGAAGAAGGAAGACCUGAAGCUCAAGCGCAUCACCCAAGAGUCCUACAUGGCACAAGUCGUGGAGAUCCUGACGGCGCUAAAGAAGCUGGGAGAGGAGCUCAACGCGGAGGAGGAGGAGUUCCUGAAGAAGAAUAUGUCCCAGCAGCUGGCGCAGUUCGAAGCUGCCUCCUCCGGUGACACCUGA